Molecule: messenger RNA, 351 nt
Organism: Striga asiatica
Lineage: Eukaryota; Viridiplantae; Streptophyta; Magnoliopsida; Lamiales; Orobanchaceae
Source: the annotation of a GenBank genome assembly
GAAUUGAAUCGACAAUCUGUCUUCCUUCAUUCUCUGCUUGCUCCUCAUAGCCUGCCGCAGCCAAGCGCCAAUCCCACCGCCACGGCCCAAGCUUCACUCCUGUCGCCGUUAAUUCCACCGUCACGGUCUCGACUUCACUCCUUGCAGAGACGCCGCCCAUCUGCCACCGCCCGACCCUUGGCUACGGCCGCUAACCUCGUUGGUAAGGGUUUUCUUUCUGAUUCUACUUCCCGAUGUAAUUUAGUUAGGGUUUCAAUCAUAAUGGAGGGUCAAGAAAUGAAGAAAAGAAAGACUAUCAAUUCAUUUUUUAAGCCAAAAGAGCAUAUGUCGACAAGUCGAGAUCGUCCUUCA